Molecule: messenger RNA, 1349 nt
Organism: Phyllopteryx taeniolatus (common seadragon)
Lineage: Eukaryota; Metazoa; Chordata; Actinopteri; Syngnathiformes; Syngnathidae
Gene: fam151b
Product: family with sequence similarity 151 member B
Exons: 5
Coding region: 86-871 (261 amino acids)
Source: RefSeq, a predicted model, not a curated record
AGCCAUUGGAAUCGUCCGCGUCCGAAACCCGGUCUGGAAACAACGCAAUUGUGGUGGUCAAAUUUGAUGUUAAAGAAAUCGAAAAAUGUGCAAACAGGUGGUGGAGUAUUUUCAGGGUCGGAUAAAGAAAAAAGACGCUGCUGAGGUGAGCUGGUCACACGCAGUGAACAGCAGGAGCAAACUGGCCGAGGCUCUCCAAGGUCCCACUCAUAUGAUUGAGGCUGACAUCAUUGUGAGAGGUCAUGACCCUAAGGAGCCAGUCAUGGGCCACCCUCCUGACACUGACAGUGACAUCACACUGAGGGAGUGGCUUGAAGGUGUCAAGUUGCAUGACAAGGGGAUCAAACUGGACUUCAAGAGCCUGGAGGCACUUUCUCUUUCUGUGGCCCUGUUGCAGGAAGCGCUGGCUCAGUCGAGCGCUCCGGUAUGGAUCAAUGCUGAUGUCCUCCCAGGACCUGGAUGUCAGGACACACCAUUGGAGGCUAAACCUUUCCUGGCUGCUGUUAGGACUCUUCCCACUAAUGUUGUACUUUCCCUUGGCUGGGCCACAAAGUGGACUGCAGGGACUGAUAAUCCAGGUUACAGUUGGGAAAUGGUGCGUGAGAUGGAGGACAUAUGUCGAGGCUUGCAACAUCUUGUCACCUUCCCAGUACGGGCGGCCCUUUUGGCCCAGUCUGUCUCUGAGCUCACAUGGCUGCUGCAACAGUCAGACAGGUAUUCUCUAACAGUGUGGACCAGCCAGAACGACAAAUUUAAAGUACAGGACCUGCUGCCUUACAGAACAUGCAUUGAUGUCAGCAGGAUCUGCUAUGACCUACCAGAAGCGCUAAGGACGGAGCUGACAAAGGAGACUUUACAAGAUGAGACCUGAACAAUCAAGUCGUUUUUUCAUUGAUGACUACUUUUUUACUUGAGUCAUAUUAUUCUAAAGUAACAGUGCUCUAACUUGAGUGCAAUAUUUGGCUACCUCACCCAUCUCUGCACACAAUAAGUUGUAUUUUUCUGUACAUAAAUGAAAUGGUGAAAUAAUCACGAUCGUGAUAUGUUUUGUGUCACACGACGUUUUCUGAUUUGAUGAAGAAAUGUAUUUGGUAACGGUAAAACUGCUGCUAUGACGGUGUCCAUAAUGACAGUGAGUUUAUGGCAACACUGUGUACAGUAUAUUGGAGUUAACAUUUACCAUUUAUAAAUUACAGCAAUUUUGUGCAUAUAUAAAAGUCCAUGUACCUCCAUUUGGGUGGUUCAAUAAUAUAGUAAAAUAAACCAAUUGUGGGUACCAGACCACACUUUUUGGGUUGAAUUCAGGCCAGUAACUUCUGCACUGAAUAUUAAAUUUCUUUGCCUCUUCA